Messenger RNA from Lactuca virosa, 1164 nucleotides. NCBI's taxonomy places the organism in Eukaryota, Viridiplantae, Streptophyta, Magnoliopsida, Asterales, Asteraceae. The record is from the annotation of a GenBank genome assembly.
AUGAUGGCGGAGGUGGAGCUCAUGACGACGGAGCUGCCUCCCGACAUAAUAUUCACCAACAUACUACCAAGGGUGACGGCGAAAUAUGUAUUGCGUUUCAAGUGUGUUUCCAAGCAAUGGCACUCCUUCCUAAUGACGCCUGGGUUUCUCCAGAUGCACCAACUCCAUGUGAAUAGCAAUCCAAAUGACCUAAACCAGAAGUUUUUCUUCUUAACUAGCGCAAGACCAUGGGAAUACCGCACCAUCGACUGUGAAACACCUAAAGAUGGUUUCACUGCCAGCCGCCCUUUUCCAUUCCAAGUCGAAGUUGGUAAAAAAAUAUCGAUUGUAACAUCUUUGAAUGGAAUGGUAUGCGUAGGCAUUAACAAGCCUUGGCCCAAUGAUACAGAAUACUCUGAUUUAAUUUUAUGGAACCCUUUGACCGAUGACCAUAAGACGCUGUCUAAUUCUAAACCCGGUUGUCCUCAUCCUUACAGGGUCUAUACAGAUGAAUAUGCGUUGUAUUACAGCUCUUCUGAAAAUGACUACAAGCUUGUAUGGCUAACCAGCCGUCUUAUGAAUGUCUAUAUAUACUCUUUGAGAUCCGACUCAUGGAGAAAGGUCGAGUCAACUCACAACGCUGCUUCAUAUCAAUUUCAUUUGAUCAUGUCAAGUGUUAUGUGGAACGAAAAGUUCCAUUUCCUCCGUAAAUUGUUUAAUGAGUUUGAAGGAGCAGCUGGUGAAAAAUUAUUAAAUCAAAGGAGGACAGAUUUGAUGGGUUUCAUGGUUUUAAGAGGGUGUAUUCAUUUGUGCGUGGCCAUUAUAAAUGCUGCUUCCAUAGAUGAGUAUGAUACGAUUGAGUUGUGGAGUGGACAUGCAGGAUAUAAGUGGGAAAGGGUGACAGAAGCAGAGCCCUUGUCUAGUUCUGAUAUUAAGAUAUAUACUGACCUCCACCCAAUACUGCACUUGGUAAUCAGGAAGGGACACGACCUACUGCAUAGGAUGAGGAAUGGAAAAUGGCUCAUGUAUUCUAGAUUUGAAGAGCAUGUUUACACACUAGAUGCUAGUAUGGACAACCAUACCAAGGACAUCAUGUGCUCCAUCGGCUUACCUUUCUGUCCAUCUCAAUUUCCAGGAGCGAAAUACGUGGAGACUCUUGUGUCACCCAAUCAAUAUAUGAAAUGA